Penicillium pulvis is the source of this 963-nucleotide messenger RNA. Its product is annotated as SET domain-containing protein. The record is from RefSeq and is a predicted model, not a curated record. The transcript is spliced from 3 exons. Gene Ontology annotation, molecular function: protein binding. Bases 1 to 963 code for a protein of 320 amino acids. NCBI's taxonomy places the organism in Eukaryota, Fungi, Ascomycota, Eurotiomycetes, Eurotiales, Aspergillaceae.
AUGAAUCAACCAGCCCCGAAUGUGUUGAUCGAAAUGAAGGAGGCAGGACACAAAGGUCUAGGCAUGUUUGCAAAAGUCGACAUACCUCGUGGCACACGUGUCAUUGCUGAAACACCUCUCCUCAACACUCAGCUAAACGAUGACGGAGACCCAGAAUCUAAGCAAAUCUUGCAGGGUUUUGAGCUUCUUACACCUCCCCAGCGAGAUUCAUUCUUAGGGCUCAGCGGAUACGCGAGUACAAUAUUCAAAAUGUCAGUUACGGAUGAGUUCAAACAAGCUUGGGAAGACAUCCCAGAGUUGCACCGUACAGUGCUCUCCAUUUUCAAAGCAAAUGCCUUCGGUGGCAUGAUAUUCUUGACAGGCUCUCGCAUCAAUCACUCAUGCAUUCCAAAUCUGAACUAUGCGUACAAUAACGUGCUCGAAAAAGGGACAUUCCAUGCUGUACGUGACAUUUCGGCAGGGGAAGAGCUUACUGUUAUGUACAUCGACGGGGCCAAUCGCCCCAGGACAAGACGCCAGUCCGAGCUACUGCAGUGGGGAUUCUUGUGCGUUUGCCCAGCAUGCGAGCACACCCCAGAGGGCGACUUGAAGGAGAAAAGGCGCCUGGAGUUAUUUUUGAUUGACCAGGUACUCACCAUUAAUGAGCUUAGUGGUGCCCAAGAGUCUGCUCGAGGAGCUCUUCAACUUGCGCAAAAGAUGGCAGGCAUCCAAAAAUCCGAAGGCCUAGUGAACAGGGCCCUGACAGCUUCCUAUCGCGACGCUACCAUGUACUCCCUCAGAUUGGGUAAUCCACAAAUGGCACUCCUGUGGGCCGAGAAAGGGCUGGAGGUCGAACUUUACUGUGUGGGGGAGGAUCAUCCAGACUACCAGCAGAUGCUUGACACCGUGGGGGUGUUGCAAGGUUUCAACGCCAUUCCAGAGCCCCUGCUUACGGUUCUAGCCGGUCUCAUCAUGUACAUGUAA